Molecule: messenger RNA, 1782 nt
Organism: Spodoptera frugiperda (fall armyworm)
Lineage: Eukaryota; Metazoa; Arthropoda; Insecta; Lepidoptera; Noctuidae
Product: solute carrier family 22 member 1-like
Exons: 3
Coding region: 197-1621 (474 amino acids)
Biological process (GO): transmembrane transport
Cellular component (GO): membrane
Molecular function (GO): transmembrane transporter activity
Source: RefSeq, a predicted model, not a curated record
GUUAUGACUUAGGCUAAUAUUUACAUAAUAUUUUUUUUAAAUUUUGUUGCGAAAUUUUAACAGUGAAGUGUAACAAAUAUUUUAAAGUGCAACCUACUAAAUAUAUUCGUAUAAGCAGGUUGUUUUUCCACUAGUAUUAUGAGACAAUAUACUUGACACAAGAACAUAACAAACCGGACCAACAAGAUCAGACAAAAUGAUAGAAUCAAAACAUCCUGUAGAAAAGUUUUUCCACAAAGUCACGAGAUACCACUACUACUUCUUUGCUCUUCUCUUCUUGACUAAAAUACCAAUCUUCUGGCACAUACUGAGUUUAAUAUUCAUGUCUCCACCUAUGGAUUAUGACUGCGGAGAACCAAAUGCAACUAAUACAUGUCCUUGUGAAUAUCCUAAUUGGGAUUUUACUGUGUUUACUAAAACCAUUCAGACAAAAUAUGGGAUCUACUGCGGCAACCAAUGGAUGCUGAGCUUCACCCAAAGUAUGCUGUAUGUUGGAUCCCUGCUCGGAGCUUUAAUAUUUGGGUUCUUGGGUGACAAGUACGGGCGCCUGUUUAUGUUCAUGGUAACAUGUCUGAUCAUCUCCGUAUCUGGAGUCCUGACUGCCUACAUGCCCACGGCUCCUACAUUCAUUCUCAUGCGAUGCAUUGAAGGAGCAGGCAUUGGGGGAGCCAUAGUCACUAGCUACGUCCUCUUGGUUGAGUACUGUGGAGUCAGUUACAGAGAAAUGGUGACUGCUCUGUACCACGUCCCUAUCAACGUUAGCCACAUGACCCUAGCAGGUGUAUCAUACCUCGUUAGAAACAGCGAUAUGUUCCAAUUGGUUAUUUCAAUACCAAUGUUCUUCUGUCUUCUGCUAUGGUGUAUGACCAUGGAAUCCCCAAAGUGGUUGCUCGAUGAAAAUAGAGUGGAUAGGGCGUCGGAAAUUUUGAUUAAGAUCGCUAAAUAUAACAACGCUCCCUCUGAUACCAUCAAACGUGACUUAGAAGAAUAUGCAGCUGCACAAGCUUCAUUAAAAUUAGAAAAAGCAAGCUUCUGGCACAUCUUCCACUACAGGCGAUUGACCAUUAACUUUCUAUGUAUGGCCUUUAUAUACUUUGUGUGUGGAAUGGGAUACUAUGGAGUCUCGCAGUACAUAGGUCAUAUGAGUGGGAACAUCCAUGCAAACGUGGCCAUGUCAGGAGCACUUCUGAUACCAGGCACACUCACUGCCGCAUACUUACUACAGAAAUUUGGCCGAAGAUCUUUCCUGAUGGCGACUAAUUUUCUAUCAGGGACAUUAAUGAUAAUAGUCAUCCUUAUUCCAGAUUCUGAAAGUGUGGCGAAAGUAUUAACUGCAUGCGCUGGUUGCACUUGCUUUUUUAUGUCUUUUAUAAUUGUGUUUUUGUAUGGAGUUGAGUUGUUCCCAACUGCUAUUAGAAAUUCUGUGUUAGGAAUUUUAUCGGUGAUGUCGAGAGUCGGCCAGAUUGUUGCACCGCCCAUCAAUUCUCUGCCGCCGAUGGUCUCAGGAUGCACAUUCGGAGUACUGGCCAUAUUAGGUGGAUUUCUGUGUAUCUUAUUACCUGAGACGAAGAAUACAGAACUGCCGUCAACCUUGGAAGACACUAGGAAUUUAGGACAAUGAUUCCGUAAGAGAUAAAAAUAAUUUACAAAUCAUAUUAUUUUUUUUUUUAAACUAAUUUUAGUCCAAGUCCAAAUAUUGUGGUGAUUUUACAUAAUGUAUAUUUUAUAAAUUGCUUAUUUUAUAGUAUUUUGCCACUUGUAUUAAUAAAUAUUUGAGAAUAA